UGUUCCUUUCCCCAUUUCUUCACGUCUCUACCCACCCUCUCCCCAACAGCAACAAGGAACAAGUAGCAGCAGAAUGAUAGACAGAACGUUGUUACUGUUCCUGGUGUGGGUGGCUUUGGUCUUAGUGCUCCUGAGUCUCUGCUACAGCAUCUACUUCAUCGUCUCCUACUGCGCCCUCUCCCAAGCUGGAAGCUACCUGGAAUGUACUGGAGACUCCUGGCCGUAUUUCAGUAGUCUGGCAGUACUCACAGCAACAGGGAUUGUUGUGUUGAUCCUGGCUGUUGCUGUUAGCUACAACAGCCGAGCAGGCAACAGCGGCAUGUUACACACAAACCAUUACGCUAACUCGUACGUGGGACAACCAGGGGUCGAAUACCCUCUUCCUCCACCACCUCCUCCUGCUUAUAUGGAACAUCCUCCUCUCCCUCCUGGUUUCGUCGAGUAUCGACCACCUCCUGCUGAUGUCCUGGAGGUCGAUAGGGUCGACGCCGAGCGCAGGAUGUCAAAGAUUAUCAUUCCCAGAGCACACGUCAACCCUCCUGCGUCUUCCGCCCAUCCUACUGUGCCUCCUAUCAAUCCUACUGUGCCUCCUAUCAAUCCUACUGUGCCUCUCAUCAAUCCUGCUGCGUCUCCCGACAACCAGCGGAAGUACUAACUGAAAGAACAGGAUAUCAUACGUAGGACAGGCCAUCUUAAUGCUAGGAAAGCUGAAGGAUAGGCUAUUCAGGAUAAUCACAGCCGAGGAUAUGGAUAUAUGGCAUACCAGAGACAUGUCCCAUAUCUUCCAGUGGAGGGAGAGGAAGGUGAGGAUAUAUACGAUAGGCCUAUCCCAGUACUAUAACAAGUGCGCUGGAUAGGAGAAGAUAGGACAGGAAAACAUCCCUUCUAAAUGCUAUGCAUUUACAUGUUUCAAUGGAGAGUGCUGAAACUGCUCAUACCUGAUCCCCACACCAUGGUAAAGAUGACGUUUCGCCCACACAGUGAGCUUUGUUAGGUAAGACACAUAUGCAAUAGUUAGGUAUCUUUAUUAUGAAACGUUUCGCCUACACAGUAGGCUUCUUCAGUCAAGUACAGAAAAGUUGAUAGAAGCAGAAGAUACUUGAAGACGUUGUAAUCAGUCCAUCACCCUUAAAGUUUUGAGGUGGUCAGUCCCUCAGUCUGGAGAAGAGCAUUGUUCCAUAGUAUGAAACAAUAUGGAGAAGAAGUGACAGGAUGGAGCUUUUUAUAGCGCCAAGAGGUGAGACGUAGGCCACUAGGAGAGGUAAGAACUCAGACUGAUUACAUCGUCUUCAAGUAUCUUCUGCUUCUAUCAACUUUUCUGUACUUGACUGAAGAAGCCUACUGUGUAGGCGAAACGUUUCAUAAUAAAGAUACCUAACUAUUGCAUAUGUGUCUUACCUAACAACCUGUCGGUAUUUUAUACCAUUUUAAUGUUCACAGUGAGCUUUAUUGAUGAAUAAGACACAAAUGAAAUACCUGGGGAUCUUUAUUAAUGCAGUGUUCUUUUCAGUUCAGCAUUGAUGUUAUUACUGGAGACAAUGGAAGUAGGCAGAUAAUUAUGAGGUGGUUAGUCCCUCAGUCUUGAUAGGUGGUUAGUCCUUCAGUCUUGAUAGGUGGUUAGUCCCUCAGUCUUGAUAGGUGGUUAGUCCUUCAGUCUUGAUAGGUGGUCAGCCCCUCAGUCUUGAUAGGUGGUCAGCCCCUCAGUCUUGAUAGGUGGUUAGUCCUUCAGUCUUGAUAGGUGGUCCGCCCCUCAGUCUCAAUUGAUAGGUGGUUAGUCCUUCAAUCUUGAUAGGUGGUCAGCCCCUCAGUCUUGAUAGGUGGUCAGCCCCUCAGUCUUGAUAGGUGGUUAGUCCUUCAAUCUUGAUAGGUGGUCAACUCCUCAGUCUUGAAAGGUGGUCAGUCCCUCAGUCUUGACAGAAGUUGGUCAGUCCCUCAGUCUAGACAGAAGGUGGUCAAUCCCUCAGUCUAGACAGAAGGUGGUCAGUCCCUCAGUCUUCACAGAAGGUUGUCAAUCCCUCAGUCUAGACAGAAGGUGGUCAGUCCCUCAGUCUUGACAGAAGGUUGUCAAUCCCUCAGUCUAGACAGAAGGUGGUCAGUCCCUCAGUCUUCACAGAAGGUUGUCAAUCCCUCAGUCAAGACAGAAGGUGGUCAGUCCCUCAGUCUUCACAGAAGGUUAUCAAUCCCUCAGUCUAGACAGAAGGUGGUCAGUCCCUCAGUCUUGACAGAAGGUUGUCAAUCCCUCAGUCUAGACAGAAGGUGGUCAGUCCCUCAGUCUUGACAGAAGGUUGUCAAUCCCUCAGUCUAGACAGAAGGUGGUCAGUCCCUCAGUCUUCACAGAAGGUUGUCAAUCCCUCAGUCAAGACAGAAGGUGGUCAGUCCUCAGUCUUCACAGAAGGUUAUCAAUCCCUCAGUCUAGACAGAAGGUGGUCAGUCCCUCAGUCUUCACAGAAAGUUGUCAAUCCCUCAGUCAAGACAGAAGGUGGUCAGUCCCUCAGUCUUCACAGAAGGUUGUCAAUCCCUCAGUCAAGACAGAAGGUGGUCAGUCCUCAGUCUUCACAGAAGGUUGUCAAUCCCUCAGUCAAGACAGAAGGUGGUCAGUCCCUCAGUCUUCACAGAAGGUUGUCAAUCCCUCAGUCUAGACAGAAGGUGGUCAGUCCCUCAGUCUUCACAAAAAGUUGUCAAUCCCUCAGUCAAGACAGAAGGUGGUCAGUCCCUCAGUCUUCACAGAAGGUUAUCAAUCCCUCAGUCUAGACAGAAGGUGGUCAGUCCCUCAGUCUUCACAGAAGGUUGUCAAUCCCUCAGUCUAGACAGAAGGUGGUCAGUCCCUCAGUCUUCACAGAAAGUUGUCAAUCCCUCAGUCUAGACAGAAGGUGGUCAGUCCCUCAGUCUUCACAGAAGGUUGUCAAUCCCUCAGUCUAGACAGAAGGUGGUCAGUCCCUCAGUCUUCACAGAAAGUUGUCAAUCCCUCAGUCUAGACAGAAGGUGGUCAGUCCCUCAGUCUUCACAGAAGGUUGUCAAUCCCUCAGUCUAGACAGAAGGUGGUCAGUCCCUCAGUCUUCACAGAAGGUUGUCAAUCCCUCAGUCUAGACAGAAGGUGGUCAGUCCCUCAGUCUUCACAGAAGGUUGUCAAUCCCUCAGUCUUGACAAAAGGUGGCCAGUCCCUUAAUCUAGACAGAAGGUGGUCACUCCCUCAGUCUCAUCAAUACAAUUCACUGUACGGGCGAAACGUCUGCCUCAUCAACUUGUAAAUAUAAGACUAUAACACCCAUGUUUAGCCCAGACAGUAAACAAAUAUAAAUAUUUUACACUUACAAUAUCCCCAGGAACAAUAGAUCAAAGAUAACUAAGUCUAACAUUAAUCUGUCUAUUGUUUCUGAAAUAAAAGUUAAAGAACGAU
Messenger RNA from Cherax quadricarinatus, 3397 nucleotides. The record is from RefSeq and is a predicted model, not a curated record. NCBI's taxonomy places the organism in Eukaryota, Metazoa, Arthropoda, Malacostraca, Decapoda, Parastacidae.